Messenger RNA from Camellia sinensis, 1268 nucleotides. RefSeq names its product isoeugenol synthase 1. Lineage: Eukaryota; Viridiplantae; Streptophyta; Magnoliopsida; Ericales; Theaceae. Gene Ontology annotation, molecular function: oxidoreductase activity. The record is from RefSeq and is a predicted model, not a curated record.
AGAUUCGGAAGAAAGAAGUAGGAAUUAGAGAAGAGAAGGCAUAUAACAAUAAUAACCAAUGGGGAGAGAAGAAGGAAAGAGCAAGAUAUUGAUAUUUGGGGGAAGUGGUUACCUUGGUAACUACAUGUUGAGGGCUAGCCUUUCUAUGGGCCAUCCAACUUAUGCUUACCUUCGCCCAAUCAAACCUAAUUCUGAUCCUUCCAAGCUCCAACUCCAUCAUCAUUUCCAAUCCCUUGGAGUCACUCUUUUCCAUGGGGAACUAGAUGAUCACGAGAAGCUGGUAGCAGUACUUCGACAGGUUGAUGUAGUGAUCUCUACACUUGCAGUGCCUCAACAUCUUCUACAACUCAGAAUUAUAGAUGCUAUCAAAGAGGCUGGCAAUAUCAAGAGAUUUGUCCCAUCAGAAUUUGGAAAUGAUGUUGAUAGGGUAAGCGGGCUGCCACCCUUCCAAGCACUGCUUGAUAACAAGAAGAAGAUAAGAAGGGCAACAGAGGCAGCUGGGAUACCACAUACUUAUGUUUCUGCAAACUCAUUUGCUGCUUAUUUUGUUGAUUACUUACUCCAUCCUCGUGAAAACCAUGAUCAAGUUACCAUCUAUGGCACUGGUGAAGCCAAGGCUGUGUUAAAUUACGAGGAAGAUGUCGCGGCGUACACAAUAAAAGCAUCCACAGAUCCAAGGGCUUGCAAUCGAGUCAUUUUCUAUAGGCCCCACCUUAACAUUGUCUCUCAAUUGGAUUUGCUCUCUUCUUGGGAAAAAAAAACUGGACGUUCUUUCAAAAGGACCUACGUAUCAGAGGACUCUAUCGUCAAACUUUCCGAAACUUUACCAUAUCCAGACAACAUACCAGUGGCUAUCCUACACAACAUAUUCAUCAAAGGAGAUCAGUUGAGCUUUGAGCUAACAGAGGAAGACUUGGAGGCCUCCAAGCUCUAUCCAGACUACAAAUAUACUUCUGUGGAUGAUCUUCUUGACAUUUGUUUGGUUAACCCUCCCAAACCCAAACUCGCUGCAUUUUCCUGAUCAACACUGUACUGCGGAUAUAUAUUCAAUAAGAAGUUCGAUGACAAACAUAAUGUGAUAUAAAAAUAUUAUAAGUGUAGCAUCGUUGCUACUAUUUUCCCCAUAAAAAUCUACCCUUUAUAUGUAUGGAAUAAGAUUUAAUUAUUAUAGUGAUGAGCACUCUUUGUAGGCAAUAUAUAAAGGGUAGAUUUUUUUCUUCUUCUUUUGCUGAACUUAGAUUAUUAUCCAAUGUGCCGGUUUAUUGUUA